CACGAGCACCAGCUGGCAGCUGAUCAGCCAUCAAGAAGGAGCAAAGGGCUAGCCUUGGGACCGUAAACACUAAACACAAUGGUGUCCGUGAUGUCUUCUCGCAUGGUGAUCCCUUCCGAACCCACACCCACCGGAAUAUUUCCGCUCUCCGAUUUUGACCAGUCCAAGCCCUCCAUCCACAUCCCUCUCCUUUUUGUUUACAGGCCCCUUGUCAACGAUCAACCCUUCCUCCCGUUUUCCAUUCACAUUCUCACCAAAUCUUUAAGCCAAUCCCUGGUUCACUUCUAUCCCCUCGCCGGUCACUUACGUGAAAAUCUAGGCGGUCGCUUUCAACUCCACUGCAGUGGCAGGGGUGCUCAGCUUUUAGAAGCCGUUUCGCUGGCCAAGUUGGAUGAGUUCGGUGACUUCAAGCCCAGCCAAGAUGUUGAACAGCUCGUGCCCGAGAUUGAUUAUAAUCUUCCUGUGGAGGAGAUUCCUCUCUUGGCGGUUCAGCUCACCAAAUUCCGAUGUGGUGGUCUUAGUCUUGGGGUCUCCUUGUCGCGUGCUGUGGUUGAUGGGGCAUGUAUCGUACAUUUUGUGAACUCGUGGGCUAGGAUAACUAGAGGAGAGGGUUUAGAUUUAAGCUCGACUGAAAUGCUACAUCGUGAUUCAAGUAUUUUAGAUUCGCGAGUAGAGUCAUGUGCGGCGCCGCGUUUUGAUCAUCCCGAGUUUUCUCCACCACCACUUUGGCUAGGUAGCUUGGUAGAUGCAGAGGAUGAAGCUGCUGCUGCUAUUCUGAAGCUCACAAAAAAUCAAGUUCAACAACUGAAAGAAAAGGCCAGUAAUUUUGAUGCUCCCAGGCGGCCUUAUACGAGUUUUGAGGUAAUCUCUGGGGUGUUGUGGAGAUGUGCCUGCAAGGCGCGGUACGGGGGAAAUGGCGACCAACCAACGAGGUUGUCCGCUAGGGUUAACUGUCGAAAUCGGUUAAGGCCACCUCUUCAUAAUUCUUACUUUGGAAACGCAGCGAUACCCACUGUGACUAAAACGAGCACGUUUGAUGAUGUCAUCAGCAAGCCUGUGAGUUAUGCCGUUGGGGAAAUAAGACGAGCAUUAGAGAAGGUGACAGAUGAUUACGCAAGAUCAGCUCUUGAUUAUAUAGCAGGUCAGAAGGAUGCGAGGCUGCUGAGGAACACCUGUCCUGGAAAAUCCAAGGGAAACCCAAAUCUAGAUAUUGUUAGUUGGAUGAAUUUUCCAUUUCAAGAUGCUGAUUUUGGGUGGGGAAAGCCAGUCUAUAUGGGACCAGGAAAUAUUCAUAGGGAGGGGAAAGCUUUCUUGAUGAGUAAUGGGGAUGGCGAUGGCUUCAUGGUAGCCUUAUGUUUGCAAGUGUCACAUAUGGUAGCUUUCAAGAAGUUGUUCUACGAGGAAACAGGGGACAUGUUUCGUACUACUUCCAAAUUGUGAUGGCUGUGAGCCAAAUUAAAAUGUACAAAGCUCCAUCAGUCGCAACUGCGGCUCAUAGCCCCUCUCAAAAUGGCGACAGUCCUGCUUUGAUUAGAUGUGAUGAGAGUACUGUUGGUGUUGAAAGUUGUAGGCUUGACACAAUAAGCUUCAGAUCAUUAUCGUUAUAUUUCCUAUUUCUAGCAAAUUUGACUUUUGGCGUCUUGUUAAUUAAUUAUUAGUCAUCAUGUUCCAUUGAACUCAACCUAGUAUGCAUUUCGAGAAUCCAUUUCGAUUUUUUGAACCCAGGACGAAAUAAAUUAGGGA
Molecule: messenger RNA, 1743 nt
Organism: Prosopis cineraria
Lineage: Eukaryota; Viridiplantae; Streptophyta; Magnoliopsida; Fabales; Fabaceae
Product: spermidine hydroxycinnamoyl transferase-like
Exons: 1
Coding region: 79-1440 (453 amino acids)
Molecular function (GO): acyltransferase activity, transferring groups other than amino-acyl groups
Source: RefSeq, a predicted model, not a curated record